AGGGUACGGAAGAAGUUGGAGAUGCUGCCACUGAACUGCAACAUAAAGAGCUGGAAGCAGCCUACAUCACACAGAAAUCAGAGUAUGAACGAUUGAAAAAAAUCCACAUGGAGCUAGAGGAGAAGCAUGAAGCCGCAGAGAUCCAGAUAAAACAACAGUCUUCUGAGUACAGGGGUCAAUUACAGCAGAAAGAGGUGGAGAUAAGCCACCUGAAAGCCAGGCAGAAUACCCUGCAGGAUCAGCUGCACAAACUGCAGACAGUUGCACAGUCUGCUCAAGGCGAUGCUGCCAUAUUACCUGCCACCUCCACGUCCACCUCCUUUCUUUCUAGGGAUAGACUUCAUCCAAGCUUUCAGAACGAUGACAUGGACUUUGGAGAUGUGAUCUGGUCUCAGCAGGAGAUCAACCGCUUGUCCAAUGAGGUGUCCAAACUCCAGGCAGAAGUCGCUCACUGGAGGACUCUGUCACAGACCUUUAAAACUCAAGGGGCAGUCAGUACUGACCAGGGUGAGAUCUACAAGCUGCAAAAAACUAUUAAGGAGUUAAAAGAAACUAUGAGCCAGGAAAUUGAUGAACACCAGCAUGAGCUCUCAGCAUUGCAAGAUGCACACAGGCAUAAACUGUCAGAGAUGACAUGCCGGCAUCGGGAGGAACUUGCCGAGUAUGAAGAGAGAAUUGAAGAGUUGGAGGAGCAGUUACAGCCAGGUGGCUCCAGUGCAGGGACCCCCGAACAUUUCAAAGCCUCAGAGCAGCAGCAGACAAUUCGAGCCAUGGAGAUUGAAUUGACUUCCAGAAAACAGAGCGCAGAAGAACUGGAGCACAAGAUAAAAGAGAUGACUGAAAGCCUCAUCGUUGCUGAGCAGGAGCGUGUCGCCUUGCUUCAAGAAAAGGAAGAUGCUCAGUCUGAGACAGAUACAUUAAUGCAGACUUACAAAAGGCUGCAGAACACUGUAGAUGAGCUUCAGACCAGAGUGGAUGAUCAAACGGAAAAAUCUAUGCAAAAAUCACAUCUGGAAAAUGAGAUUAAUGGCUUGAAAAAAGCAUUAGUAGCUGCAGAAAAGGAAAUAACAAGGCUGAAAAAUCUAAAUCAGUCCAAAGCUGAAGUAGAACAUGCAGACAUUUUAGAAUUGAAUACAAUAAUUACGACCUUGAAGGAAGAAAAGGAACAGAUAGAGAAAGAAAAGACAAUUCUGAAGGAACAGCUUGAAAACAUAAAACCUCAGCAAACGGUUGAGGACAAUGCUGGAAUUAAUGAAGAACUUGGAGCAGAGUUAUUGGAAGUGAAAGAACUGAGUGAAAAACUGCAAGAAAAAGAGAGACUGUUGGCAGACUGCACCAUGGAAAGGGACACACUGAUGGCAGAAGUAGAAGAAUUAGAUAAACAGAACCAAGAGGCAACUCGGCACCUGAUUUCAAUCAAGGAUCAGCUGGUGCAACAACGUAAAGCGGCUGAUAUCACCAUAGAUCGAUUACAAUCAGAACUGGAGAGCACUAGAAAGGAUCUGGUCAAACGUGAGUCACAACACAAGACAAUGCAAAAGGAGGUAGAGUCACAGCGUGAAAAACUGAGCCAGAGUGCGUUCACCCUCAAUGAUAUGCACAUGAGUAAACAGCAAAUCCAGGAAACCAUGAAGGACCUCAAACAGCAACUGGGGAAAGCUCAAGAGCGCAGCACAGAUUUUAAGAAGGAGAACUCUGAGCUGAAGGAACAGCUGCAGAAAGCUGAAGAGGAGCUUUCUGCAGCCAAGCUGGAGUUAUCAAAGUCUGGUGACAGCACUUCAGACAGUGGACAGCAGGAGCAGCUACUUGAACAAAAGGAAAGAGAAAUUUCUAAAUUGAGGCGAGAAAUUUUAGAAAGCAAAAACUUGCAUGAAAAAGUACUGGCUACAAAUUAUGAGCUCAAAAUGGAAGUUAAAAAGCUGCAAGUAGAUUACAAGAAUGCUGAAGGGAGUCUAGAAGUUGUGAAUCAGCAGCUUAGAGAUGCACAGUCUGUUAAAGACAAGGUCACCAUGGAAAAAGACACUAGGCUGGAAGCUUUAAGAAUGGAAAAGGUACAAUUGGAAACUGAACUGAACCAUACUGAAAAGAGGUUAAUGGAACAGGCUAAACAAUAUCGGCAAACUAUUGAGGAGCUUACAAGGGCACGGAAUAUGGAUGCCUCUGCCUUACAAACAGAGCAUGAGCGCCUGGUUAAAUUGAACCAGCAGAAGGACUUGGAGAUAUCAGAGCUAAAACAAAGCAUUGAGCAAAUGGAAGCUGACCACCAAGAAACUAAAGAGAUGCUGACGUCUAGCUUAUCUGGACAGAAACAGCUGACAGAGUUAAUCAAAGAGAAGGAUGUGUUUAUGGAAAAGUUUAAAGAAAGGGUGACAGAAUCUCAAAAGGAACUGGAGAAGUGUGCCAAGGCAACUAAAGAAUGUGAGGUCCUUAAGCAUGCCCUUGAAGAAAAAGAUAAACAGCUUGCUGUGAUGAAAGAAGAAAACAGUCACCUCAAAGAGGAAAUAGAUCGUCUGAAGGACCAGCAGAGUAGACCCCAAUCAAUUGCUGAGCCCAAAACUCUGGAUAUAAUAACAGAACUGGAGACUGAGAUCGCACAACUCAAAACAAAAAAGGAUGGCUUAGAAGAUGAGAUAACGGCUCUAAAGAAGACAAUGAAGGAGCAAAAAGGAAGCUUUCAUGAUUCCUUGCAGGAACAAGAAAGGGAGCUGGAUCAGGCCAAAACAAUGACUUUUACAUAUGAGAAACUCAUCUUGGAGAAAGAUAAGGAGAUUGUUAGCCUUCAGGAGUCCAUAGAUCAGAUCAAGAUGCAGUUUCAGAGGGAAAUGCAAGUAAUCCACACUGAUUCAGUUAUUCUGCAGGAAGAUAAGAGUGAGUCGUUGAACCGGGAGAAUGGGAAUGAGAAACAUGAUUUGUCCAAAGUUGAGAUUGACAGACUGGUCAAUGGGAUGAAGGAAAAAGAAAUAGAGAUUAAUCUUCUUAAUGAGAAGAACUUGUCCUUGACCAAACAGUUGGAUCAGCUGGUUGGCUCAAAAGAUGAAGUUGGUAAACUUACUCUCAUCAUCCAGCAGAAGGACUUGGAGAUACAAGCUCUUCAUGCAAGGGUCACCUCUGGAACCUACACGCAAGAUGUUAUCUAUCUGCAACAACAGAUACAAGCUUAUGCAGUGGAAAGAGAACAAGUAUUGGCAGUGUUGAAUGAGAAGACCAGAGAGAAUAGUCAGCUGAAGUCUGAAUAUCAUAGACUCAUGGACAUUGUAGCUGCCAAAGAAACUGCCCUUCUGAAGCUCCAAGAAGAAAAUCAGAAGAUGUCUAGCAUGAAUGAUAUUGGAAGCCAAGAUAUGGUGCGAGAGACUAUCCAAAACCUUUCAAGAAUCAUCAGGGAAAAAGACAUUGAGAUAGAUGCCUUGACACAGAAAUGCCAAACCUUGUUGACAGUCCUUCAAACUUCCAAUAGCGGUCCGGGCAGCGAAUCAAGUGGUGUGAGCAGUAAUCAGUUUGAAGAGCUUCUCCAGGAACGGGACAAUUUAAAACAGCAGGUGAAGAAGAUGGAGGAAUGGAAGCAGCAGGUUAUUACCACCGUCAAGAACAUGCAACAUGAGUCGGCUCAGCUCCAGGAAGAGCUUAUCAAACUACAAAGCCAGGUCUCAUCCGAAAACGACUGCAACUCUAAACUGUCUGUCCAUUAUAACAGCUUGAUCCAGGGUUAUGAGCAGAAGGAGAAGAAGCUAGGUAGUCUAAGUCAGGAGCUUGCUCAGGUUCAGCAAAGUAUCAGUCAGCUUAGCAGCACCAAGGACUUCCUACUUGAAAAACUAGGCCUAGAUCUAGUGGUGAACAUUCCAGAAGUAAUAACUCCUUUAAUGACAGCUACUCCAUCCGAAGGUACAAUUCUGGAAGAGAAUGAAGGACAGGUAAAAAGGCUGCAUCUUGAGCUGGAACAUUUGAGGAAAGUUAUAGAGGAGAAAGAUACAACUAUAAGGACUCUUAAAGAAAAUAACCAUCGGUUGUCCAACUCUUUGGCUUCUACAUCUGAAAGUGAAAAAAAAGGACAAGAAGCAGCAGCAUCUGAGAUCAAGCAGACAAAGGAUAGACUCGAUGUUCUUCAGAAAUCUCUAAGAGAAAAAGACCUUCUUAUCAAAUCCAAAGGUGACCAGCUGAAUCCUUUGACUGAAAGUCUGAGAAACAAGGAAAAUGACAAUGAAGUGUUGAAACAAGCAGUGACCAAUCUCAAAGAAAGAACGUUGAUUUUGGAAAUGGACAUUCACAAGCUAAAAGAGGAGAAUGACCAAAUAAUGGUGAGAUCCAGAGAGAAAGAGACUGAGUUCAGAGCAUUGCAGGAGACAAACAUGCAGUUUUCCAUGCUUUUGAGGGAGAAAGAGUUUGAGUCAAAUUCCAUGAGGGAAAAGGCAUCUGCCUUGGAGAAAAUGCUGAAAGAAAGGGAGCAGGGUAAAUCAGGUGAAUUAAACCAGUUGUUGAAUGAGGUAAAGUCAAUGCACGAAAAGGCAGUCAAAUUCCAAAAAGAGAGAGACCAGAUGAUGCUAGCUCUAAAGCAGAAGCAGAUGGAAACAAGUGCUAUUCAGAAUGAGAUGCAGCACUUGCGUGACAAGGAGCAGCGGCUAGCACAGGAGCUGGAUCGUCUGCGUAAUCACCUGAUCGAGAUGGAGGAUUCAUACACCCGGGAGGCUGUUGCUGCAGGGGACCGAGAGACAGAAUUGAGGAGGAAGGUCACGGCCCUACAAGAAAAGCUAGACUCCUCCUCCACUGCUGUGGAAAGUGCAAGCCACCAAGCAAGUAUGCAAGUGGAAUCAUUACAGGAGCAACUGAACACUGUUGUGCGUCAGAGAGAUGAAACCUUAAUACAGUUGAACAUGUCACAAGAGCAAGUGAAACAGUAUGCAGUGUCACUCUCCAACCUGCAGAUGGUGCUAGAACAAUUCCAACAAGAGGAGAAAGCCAUGUAUUCAGCAGAACUGGAGAAGCACAAGAAGGAAAAGGCAGAGUGGAAGAGGAAAGCAGAAAAACUGGGGGACAGAGUGUCAAGCCUGCAGACGAAUCUGGAUGAAGCCAAUACAGCCCUGGAAUCUGCAUCAAGACUCACUGAUCAGCUGGACUUGAAAGAAGAGCAAAUUGAGGAAUUAAAUAGACAAGUGGGCCUUAGACAGGAGAUGCUGGAAGAUGCUCAGAAUAAGCUUAUGAAUCUUGUGAACAGUACUGAAGGGAAAGUAGACAAAGUCCUAAUGAGGAACUUGUUUGUUGGUCACUUUCAUACUCCAAAGAACAAGCAACAGGAGGUUCUCAGGUUAAUGGGAAGUGUGUUGGGACUCCAGAAAGAAGAGAUGGAUGAGCUGAUGGAGGAAGGCCGUGGAGUUACUGGGUGGGUGUCUAGUUGGCUUGGUGGCCGAAGUGCUCAAAGUGUCCCGAACACACCUCUGAGACCAGGGCAUGCAUCCAUUUUAAACAAUUCUUUCUCAGAGUUGUUUGUAAAGUUUUUGGAAGUAGAGUCGAGGCCACCACCGAAGCUGCCUGUGUAUGACAUGAAGCCUUUGAGUGCACCACCACCUGGCAAGCAUUCCAGCAGCACAGCAGCCAAUGCCACAGGUCUUCCUGGAGCAAACAAAAGGAUAGACUUCAAUCCCUUUUUGGCCCCACGUUCAGCCGCUGUGCCUCUCAUGACAACAGCAGCCCCUGGAGCAGGUGGGACCGGCCAUCUUCUCAUGAAGCCCAUCUCUGAUGCCUUGCCUACAUUCACACCUUUACCUGUGUCUUCUGAUGCCAGUGCUGGGGCAGUGCUGAAGGACCUCCUCAAACAGUGAAUGACAACCAUGCUCCCUUAAGCACUUUAUAAGAGGAAUGGACACUACAAUACUUAAAACAAAAAAGGCCUUCCUUAAGUUAUCAGAAUCCAGAGUACUGUAUGUGAAUGCACCCUGUUUCCAAAAAAUCACCACACUGUGAUAAGGACUUCACUUGCAAAUUUAAUGUCCAAGUCAUUGUUUGUUUAAAGGUUGUUCCCUGGUGGUUAGAGCCCAUAAUUCCUGGGUUCAAAUCCUAGUUAGGUCACUACUUUAAAUUGUAAUCCCAAAGGUCUUUGUUUUUGUGUGCCUAAGUCACACUGUGAUAGUAUUUUUAUGUAAGUUAAUAUUCAGCAACAUAUAUGUAAUAUAUAUUCACAUAUACAUAUAUAUAUAUAUAUAUAUAUAUAUAUAUAUAUAUAUAUAUAUAUAUAUAUAUGUGUAUGUGUGUAUAUAUAUAUAUAUAUAUAUAUAUAUAUAUAUAUAUAUAUAUAUAUAUGUGUAUAUAUAUAUAUAUAUGUGUAUAUAUAUAAUGUGGGAUAUUUAUAUUCUUUGGCACAUGGCACGUCAAGGAUUUGUAGGUUACCGCAUCUGGUAAAUCCAUACAGACACUUUUCUUUAAAAUCCUUUUGGUGGUUUGUAGGCAAUUACAGCUACUUUACAAAGUGCAUGUGGUAUAAGCAGUAGUUAAUAUUUGAAACUUGAUUUGAAUAUUAUUACCAGAUGCCCAACAAUGAAUUGUUAAUGGAAUCCUUUAAAUAUAAAGCACCGUUAUGCCUCAACCAUGGUAUAGGUGGAAGAAUUGAAGGUAUUUCCUAUUUUCAGUUGGCAGUGUUUCACAGAGCUUUAAGAAUCUGGAAAAAACACACAGUCCAUAUGAGUAUUUAUCUGUGUGAAGUGUUGGCAGCAAAGAUUAUAAAUGAAAAAUAUCAUGACCACCCCCACUAGAAAGAUGUAGAUAAUGUAGGUAUAAACAUGGCCAAUGUAAUUUUGUGUCUUCUGUAAAUUUUGUAGUGAUCAAUAAAGAAGGAUUCUACUUUGUACUGCAACUAAGUAAUACUGGUUAUUUAAACCUGUAAGAAUGCAGUCUUUUUAUUAUUUCUAAAUAUACUGUCCACAGCAGUGUUUUUGCUGUAGUGCAAGCAGUAUCUGUUUUCAUAUGGCUUUCUUGUGUUAAGUUCAGAAGAGGUUCAAAUGGCCAGGUUUGUAGAUAAUGUAUAGGAAACAUCUCAGGCGAUUUCCAGUGCGGAUCUUUGUGCUUGCUUUGGUUUAUUAUGUAUUUGGUACACCAGAACAUAAUUGGUAAUGUCCCAAUCCUUAUUUUAUCAUUAUUAUUUAAAUUUGUGCUAAAUUGCACCCUCAAUUUGUUGUUCUAUUGUGGAACUCAUUUGCGGUUAUUGAGUGUUUGCUCACCAAGACACACGUGUUGCUUUAUUAAAUUGUUGGUUAUUUUAAAGUUAAUUAAUGGCACUACACUUUACUACAAUUAUGCAUUUAUGUUCCCAAGAAUUGUGUUCAUUUUUGCUCACAGUUCUAUGAUGUUAGUGGCUGAAGGUAUUAGGCAAUCUUGGCACUGGAAUCCUGCUUCUUAAUCUAGGUAGACGUCCAGUUGCUUUUGGAAAAUACUUUAUUUAUUUUAUGCUGAAUGGCUAAGGGGAAGGAAGACCACACAAAAACAAGCAUUUUUGUUGAUCUUAUAAAGUUAAUUACAACAAACCAAAAAUAAAUGUAUGACUGCUGAUUCAGAUUGCAGGAAGUCUCUUACAGGGUUUUAUACAUGUAAACCGUAAGUAGCUGGUCAUUGAAUUGUGAGUUGAUUCUUGGUAUUCUAGGAUCCUGUGUGUAAUUAAGCAUCCAACUGUUUUAUUUCAUGUUUCCAAACCAUUUGCUCUGAUGUGACAGAUUAUGUUAUCGGGACUGGUUUUGUUUUUUGUUUUGUGUUCACAAAAACUAUUUCUGUUUUUUUUUAUAAUACCAUUGUUUGUUUUUCUUUAUUGUUAUUACUGGAAACUAUAUACAGUAUUGUAAGGAACUUACCUAGGCAUUAAAGACGAAAGCAUACUUUACAGCGAAUGUUAGUAUGUUAUGUUGGAGUAAGAUCUUUUUCCACUUGAAAUAUAGCCAUUUUCAGAGAUCACGUUGCAGUCACUUAUUUGUUAAUUGCAUUGACAAAGAUCCACCUCUGGAAUAAUAGUGAAAACAAAGUAGAAUGUCCACUGCAAACAAAAUCCUAACUUGUUUUUCCAAGUUUUUUUUGUCCAAAUGAGUACUUUGCAGAAAAUGUAUUUAAGCUGUGUUUGAUGGAAAGAAAGUACAUGCUCUUGGCACAUUCCUAUUCUGUCAGUUGCAUUUACUAAGUUGCAUGUUUAAUACCAGUAAUAUUAAAUGGAGGGUGACUGUUUGGAAAGCAGAUAUGAUCUAAAAAAAAAAACCAAACACAAGGUCCCCAUUUAUAAAGGUCUGCAUUAAAUGUUUGUUAGAUACAAGCAGCAAAUAUGUAUAAAGAAAAUUGCUUUGCAUAGAAAGACAGUAUAUGGGAUGAGAAUUAAAAUUUGCCUUUAAAUUGUGUAAGGUGAUAUUACUGGAGGUUUUGGUAGUGUAUUACAAGCAGCAGUGUACCUUAUACUUUUAUUUUUUUAUACCUGGUACCACAAUAAAGAACGCGCCUUUUAGAGGAACGUGUUUGUUUUGAGGCUGCACUGAAACUUCAAUAACAUAAUUGUGAAACAAGUUUCAGAGGCUUCGGGACUUGACAACAUUCAAGUUACUCUUUGUUUCACUACAGCUGCAGUACACCGUGCCUGACUAAGUGACUGGAAGUAUACUAUGCUGAAGUUGAAUGUCGAUAGUGUGUUACAACCCACUUUAUUGGCACCGUUUUACAAAUAGGGCCCAUAGUAAGGGCUCAUGUCUAACUUGCUGAUGGCGAAUCACAAAGAUCUGUAGUGAUCUAGCCUCGCAAGACUUUGAUUUCACUUUUAAAUCCCAACAAAGUAUUAACAUCUAACUUGAAUACACGCAACACUGCUUACUUCUCUCCACUCAUCCAGGCAUAGUUCAAUGCAGCUGAUACAAAGAGUAGAUUGUGCAGCCUCUGUAACUCCUUGUACAAUAACUGGUUUCAUGAUGUUUCAAGGAAGAACUUGAGCUGACUCGAAGCAAAUUCUUUUUUCUAGAAAAGUGACUGAUUUAUUAAGGUAUUUUGGGCAUCCAAAAAUAUACAAUGAACAGUUCCAGUCCUAAUAACACAUUUAUCGUUGUUGUAUAAUAUAAUUAUAAUAUACAGAAUGAAUUGAACAGUGCAUAAUGCCAUAUGUAGUAUGUAUUAAGCUUCAGGUGUAAUUAUUGGGUGACAGUAGUACUGGAAAGCUGUAGAAUCCUAUAUUAAUAUUUGUACAUAAAAUUAAAGCUUUUUUUUCCAGA
Molecule: messenger RNA, 9212 nt
Organism: Acipenser ruthenus (sterlet)
Lineage: Eukaryota; Metazoa; Chordata; Actinopteri; Acipenseriformes; Acipenseridae
Product: thyroid receptor-interacting protein 11-like
Biological process (GO): endoplasmic reticulum to Golgi vesicle-mediated transport; Golgi organization
Cellular component (GO): Golgi apparatus
Molecular function (GO): small GTPase binding
Source: RefSeq, a predicted model, not a curated record